This is a messenger RNA of Ornithorhynchus anatinus (platypus), 3210 nucleotides long. It is a transcript of the gene TRIM67, whose product is annotated as tripartite motif containing 67. The transcript has 11 exons. Gene Ontology annotation, molecular function: protein binding; zinc ion binding. The record is from RefSeq and is a predicted model, not a curated record. Bases 1 to 2319 code for a protein of 772 amino acids. Lineage: Eukaryota; Metazoa; Chordata; Mammalia; Monotremata; Ornithorhynchidae.
AUGGAAGAAGAACUGAAGUGCCCGGUGUGCGGGUCCCUGUUCCGCGACCCCAUCAUCCUGCCCUGCUCGCACAACGUGUGCCUGCCCUGCGCCCGCACCAUCGCCCUGCGGACCCCCGACGGCGAGCGGCCCCCGCCCGCCCGGCCCGGCCCGCCGGACCCGGACCCCGGCCCGGACCCCGGCCCGGACCCCGCCCCCGCCCCCGCCCCCGGCCCCGGCCCCGGCCCCGGCCCGGACCUGGCGGACAAGCUGAGCCUGCACAGCGAGGCGGACAGCGGCUACGGGUCCUGCACGCCGGGCCUCCGCUCGCCCAACGGCGUGCGCGUCCUGCCCCCGGGCCCGGCCCGCGGCCCCGCCCCGCCGCCCCCGGGGGGACCCCCGGGGGGACCCCCGGCCCCCGGCCCCGGCGCCGGCUCCAUCACCUGCCCGCAGUGCCACCGCAGCGCCUCCCUCGACCCCCGCGGCCUCCGCGGCUUCCGGCGCAACCGGCUGCUGGAGGCCAUCGUGCAGCGCUACCGCCAGGCCCGGGGGGCCCCGGGGCCCGGGCCCCCGCCCCCCGCCGGCCCCGCCGCCCCCGCCGCCCCCGCCGCCUGCCAGCUGUGCGACCGCCGGCCCCCGGAGCCCGCCGCCGCGCUCUGCCAGCAGUGCCGCGUGCUCUACUGCGCCGCCUGCCGGGCGCGCUGCCACCCGCCCCGAGGGCCCUUCGCCAAGCACCGCCUCGUCGCCCUCCCGGCCCCGGCCCCGGCCCCGGCCCCCGCCCCGGCCCCCGCCCCCGCCCCGGCCGGCCCCGCCCGGGACGCCCCCGGCCCCCCCGGCCAGGGCCCCCCCGGCCAGAGCCCCGGGACGGGCGGCGCCGCCCGCAGGGCCCCCGCCUGCGCCGACCACGAGGGGGAGACCUACAGCAUGUACUGCGCCCCCUGCCGGACGCCCGUCUGCCCGCGCUGCCUGGGCGACGGGGCCCACGCCCAGCACGACCUCCGCCCGCUCAGCGCCGCCUGGCGGCAGCACAAGGCUCAGCUCUCCCAGGCCUUGAAUGGGGUUUCCGACAAAGCAAAGGAAGCAAAAGAAUUUCUGGUUCACCUGAAGGAUAUUCUGCAGCAGAUCCAGGAGAACAGUCUGGACUACGAGGCCUGUCUGGUCGCUCAGUGCGAUGCCCUGGUCGACGCUCUGACCCGCCAGAAGGCCAAGCUGCUCACUAAAGUCACCAAGGAGCGGGAGCACAAGCUGAAGGUGGUGUGGGAGCAGAUCAACCACUGCACGCUGAAGCUGCGGCAGUCGACGGGGCUGAUGGAGUACUGCCUCGAGGCCAUCAAGGAGAACGACCCCGCCGGAUUUCUGCAGGUUUCGGACGCCCUGAUCAUGCGCGUGCAGCUUUCCCAGGAGCAGUGGGUCAAGGGGGCCCUGGAGCCCCGAGUGUCCGCCGAGUUCGACCUGACCCUGGACAGCGAGCCCCUCCUGCAGACCAUCCACCAGCUGGACUUUAUCCAGAUGAAACGUAGGAUGCCGCCCACCCCGCUGCUGCAGCUGGAGAAGUGCUGCACCAGGAAUAACAGCGUGACCCUGGCCUGGAGGACCCCCGCCUUGGCACCCGGCCCCGUGGAAGGUUACGUCCUGGAGCUGGAUGACGGGGACGGCGGGCAGUAUCGGGAGGUGUACGUGGGCAAGGAGACGGUGUGCACCAUCGACGGACUUCACUUCAACAGCACCUACAACGCCAGGGUCAAAGCCUUCAACUCCUCCGGCUUCGGUCCCUACAGCAAGACCGUCGUCCUGCAGACGUCCGACGUGGCCUGGUUCACCUUCGAUCCCAACACGGCCCACCGGGACAUCGUCCUGUCGAACGACAACCAGACGGCGACGUGCAGCAGCUACGAUGACCGCGUGGUGCUGGGCACGGCGGCUUUCUCCAAGGGGGUGCACUACUGGCAGCUGCACGUGGACCGCUACGACAGCCACCCGGACCCGGCCUUUGGCGUGGCCCGUGCCAACGUGGCCAAGGACAUGAUGCUGGGCAAGGACGACAGGGCCUGGGCCAUGUACGUGGACAGCAACCGCAGCUGGUUCAUGCACCGCAACUCCCACACCAGCCGGACGGAGGGCGGCGUGGGCCAGGGGACGACUGUGGGCGUGCUGCUAGACCUGAACGAGCACACGCUGACCUUCUUCAUCAACGGGCAGCAGCAGGGCCCCACCGCCUUCGAUCAUGUGGAUGGGGUCUUCAUGCCGGCCCUCAGCCUCAACCGCAAUGUGCAGGUGACCCUGCACACCGGACUCGAGGUGCCCCUGCACCUGGUCCCACUCAAGCCACCCAGCAACUGACUGGUUUCAGCCUCCCCCGCCCCACAGCCCCCCGGCGCCAGCGCCCCGUGGCUCCUGCCAGGCAGGAGGGGCCCUGGGACGAAGACUCAGGUGCAGGGGGAGUUGGGGGCCGACAGGCCUUCCUCCUUCCUAGCCUAGAUGCCUUGCCCUCACCCUCUGCCCCCCGGGGCCGGCCAAGGGGGGGAAUCUGGGAAAGCAGGUUGUGUUGGAGAGACUGUGGUGAGUCUUUGGGAACUCUAGUCCAGUGGAUUGAGCCCGACUCAAGGAAUCAGGGUUCCUGGGUUUCUAGUCCCUGCCUCUGGGGAGUUGGGUGAUGACUGGUCCGUGAAGAGUGACAAGAGGAAGAGUCAGGGGUGUCGGAGGGGCCGGACUGGGUCGCCAAAGGGAGAGUCGGAGAUGGAGAGUGGAGAGUCAAGGGCGUUGAAUGCUCUGCGCUGGGUCACCGAGGGAGAGUCACGGGUUUUGCAUGGUCUGUGCUGGAUCACAGAGGGGGAGAGUCAGUGGGGAGGGGGAAAAGAGGUUGAUUUUCCUCGCCCUCAGACCUUUCUGUAGAGCCAGGGGUGGAAAUGCAGAAAGGUGAUAUCGGUGAGUUUUCGCUACUCCCCAAGGAAAGGCACAACUGGGAAGGGUGGGGGGAGGUUUUUUCCAAAUCUAAAUCCGCUUGUGUAUAUACUGGAAAUAAGGGGAAAGACUGGUCCUGGGCAGCUUGAGCCACCUCCUCACUGCGGCAGCGGCAGCGGGCUCUGGGGUCACCAGUUUCCCGCCCGUGGGCUCUAGUUUGGCCGACGGGGGAGUCGAGCUGAACUGAACAGGGGCCCUGCAGGGUGGGGCAGGACACGGGGCCAGGAUCAGGUAGUCCCGGAGCGGCAGGCUGGGCGAGCUGCGGAGCGG